GAAAUAUUUGUUGUCUGCUGCACUAAAAGGUCAACGAAGGAGUUGGCUCGGAAAUAUGUGUAGAUGGUUUGUUUUUCGGACAUGCGCAGAGCGGAGAUGCCAUAUUGGAAGAGGAGCAGCUGAAAGACGGCGCUCGGUUCACGCGGACGGAGAGAAAAAAACACGGAGGUCUCGAGGAAGCAGAGGGGCAUCAAGAAAAGAAACACAAUGAGGGAGUAAGGCCCCAGGGGUCAAAGGUUAAGGUUCAGUAGGAAGCGCAGGAUGCAGUCUUGCAGCCAGGAGCAGCCAUUGGCCCUCGCUGCAGUAAGGUCACACAAUCCGACCAAUGGGAAAGAAGAGGAGGUGAAAUCAGAUGCAGAAUCCAUGGAGGAAGAAGCUGAGUUUAACUGGGAGGAGUUCAUGGAGGAGACGGGGGCAAUCGCAGCUUCUCACACCUCCUUCAAACACGUGGAGAUCAGCCUGCAGAGCAGCUUCCAGCCGGGUAUGAAGCUGGAAGUGGCCAAUAAGAGCAGCCCAGACUCCUUCUGGGUGGCCACCGUCAUCACCACAUGCGGUCAGCUCCUGCUGCUGCGCUACAGCGGCUACGGCGACGACCGCAAGGCCGACUUUUGGUGUGAUGUGAUGACGGCCGAGCUGCACCCUGUCGGCUGGUGCGCUCAGAACAACAAGACGCUCAUGCCUCCUGAAGAUAACAUUUCCCUAAGAAAAGCCAUCAAAGAAAAAUACCAAGACUGGACCGAGUUCCUGGUUCAGGAUCUGACUGGCUCCAGGACGGCACCGGCCAACCUGCUUGAAGGGCCUCUCAGGGGGAAGAACACGGUGGACGUGAUCGCUGAAGGCUCAGUGUUGGAGCUCCAGGACGUCAGGGAUCCUUUCAUUUACUGGCCCGUCCGUGUCAUCCAGAACAUCGGAGGGCGGCUUCGCCUGCGCUAUGCCGGCCUCUCUGACCAGGACCAGGUCCAGGUCCAGGACACUUGGCUGUUUUACCUGGAUGUGAGACUCCGGCCCCUCGGUUGGGCCCUGGAGAACCACCUUGCCUUAGAACCGCCCACAGCACUUGUGUCCUUGAAGAAUGCCCCCGACUGCCAGCAGGCUCUGGAAGACGCUCGUGUGGAUGGACAGAAGAGUCCACUGCCACUCGAAGUGUUUAAGGACCAUGUGGACCUGCCCGAGCACUCCUUCAGGACAGGGAUGAAGCUGAGCUGAUUUCUCAAGUGGGAGCAGCUCAGGAUCUGCCCCGUUUCUGUCACCAAGGUCUACAGCGAGCUCUAUUUCCAGGUCUCAGUGGACAACCUCUCCGUGGACACCAAACCGCAGUCUGUAGUGUGUCACGCCAACUCAGCAGGAAUCCUGCCCGUCCAGUGGUGUCUGAAGAACGGCGUUGGCCUGGAGCGGCCCCGUGGAUACGAGGGCCUGGACUUUGACUGGGCCGACUACCUGAAGCAGAGCGGGACUGAAGCUGCACCAGACGCUUGCUUCCCCAACACGUGGCAGAACAGAGGCUUCGCUGAGGACAUGUGGCUGGAGGCGGUGAACCCUCAACGCCCGGCCCAGGUGUGCGUGGCUCAGAUCACACGGGUCAGGGGAAGACUGCUGUGGCUCCGACUGGAAGGUGUGGUGAAGCCGCUCUCAGAGUGCAUCGUGGACGCCGAGUCCAUGGACAUUUUCCCAGUGGGCUGGUGUGAGGCCAACGCUUACCCUCUGACGUCUCCACUCAAACCUGUCUGCCAGAAGCAGAAGAAGAUCGCCGUGGUCCAACCAGAAAGCAGGGUUGGUCCUUCCCAGCCAGCAGAGGUGACUCCUGUCAGCCACAUCCAGCCUCUUCCUGUGGAUUCAGGCUCAGCCAACAGCAGGUACAGCUGCUCCAAGAUCUUUGUCAACCACCGUUGUUUCUCAGGACCGUACCUCAACAAGGGGCGCAUAGCCGAGCUGCCACAGGCCAUUGGACCCGGAAAAUGUGUGCUCGUCGUCAAAGAGAUGCUGAGCAUGCUGAUCAAUGCCGCUUACAAGCCCGGACGAGUCCUGAAGGAGCUGCAGGAGCUGGAGGACCAGAGCUGGGACUGCCAGGAGGAAACCCUCAAAGCCAAAUACAAAGGGAAAACCUACCGCUCCACCAUCCGAAUCGUCCGCUUUGCAGACCAAAUCCCAGACUUCUGCCACAAGAUUUGUGUCAAGCUUCAAUGCUGCCCCAACCUCCUCAGCCCCGCUCUCAUCACAGACAAGUGCCCGGAGAACUGCUCCAUACAGACCAAAACCAAGUACACUUGUUACUAUGGGAAGAAGAGGAAGUUGUCCAAGCCGACGGCAGAAGAGGACGCCGCAGAGGGAGAGCUGGCCAAGCCAACACGCCGCAGGAAGAAGAGAAAAGCCAUCUUUGUGCAGAAGAAACGCCGCUCCUCCACCAUGGACUACACCCACGCUGGCUCGCCACAGGACAGCGAUGAAGCAGAGGUCAUGUUGCAGUCUAGCAGCGAGGACGGCAGCAGCUCAGAGCCACGAGAUGACCCACCAGAAGAGGUGACCAGUAGCCGUCCACGCCGUGCUGUAAGGCUGCGCAGGGCAGCCAGCAUGGGCGCUGCAACAGCCAGCCGGGUGGGUCUCGAGGGCCGCAGGAGGACAACUCGGUCUCUGUCAGCCUACAAGCAGGACGCUGACUACCAGCCGCCCAACCGACAGGAUGAGGAGGCUGAGGGAGAGGAGGGUCAGCUGGUUCUGGACAGGAACCCUCUGGAGUGGAGUGUCGAAGAAGUUGUCCAGUUCAUCAGUUCGACGGACUGUGUGUCGAUGGCCAGCAUCUUCCAGGAGCAGGACAUUGACGGUCAGGCUCUACUGCUGCUGACUCUUCCCACUGUGCAGGAGUGUAUGGACCUGAAGCUCGGACCCGCCAUAAAACUGUGCCACCAAAUUGAGCGCGUCAAGGUCGCCUUUUACAGACAGUUUGCUAACUGACAUUGGCACACGCACAGGAAGUGAAGUCCACUCAGUCCAGAGAGACGGACAGAUGGAAAACGCUGCAUCCUGAUAGAAGACUGGUUUGGGAAGUUCUGAAAUGGGAAUUGUUUUUUCCUCUUAAAGAAGCGAUGGAAGAGAAGGAUUUACUUCUGGGACACUGUUGGCACAAUGAUGCAAUGCAGCAGAUGGAGAAACUCCCGCUGUCGAGUCCAACAGAAUUAAACAAGUCCAUCCAAGUGCUUUACAGAUCUGUGAUUUUAUUUUUUUAGAUGGAUUCGUUUCUUCAGCUGAUUUUAUUUCUUUUUUCUUUUGUGUGAUAGAGGAGAAAGUAUAUACUUUCUCAGUAAUUAUUGCUCAUCAUCACAUAUUCCCCAUUUAUUCAUUCCUAUUCAUAUUAUUAAAUAUGAUCAAUGAUUUAAUAUAUUUGGAUUAUUUAUUAUUGUCAGAAUAUGUGAAGAUUAAUUUGACUGUUUGGAUGUAAAGAAUUUAAUCAUUUUCUCAAACCUUUUUUGUUAAGAUUUUUAAAUUUCUGAAUCUAUUUAGAUUGACAUUUAAGCUCGUGUUUGUUGAGGGGGCAAAGACGCCCCCUUGUGUUCAUACGUAAACAAUCCCCUCUUUAUUUUUCCUGACAAAAGAGAUCAGUCAUGUCAAAUAUUUUUUCAUCUAUGCAAAUGUAUUUUUGAUAUAUGGAAUAAAUUUGUAUUGAUUUGUA
This is a messenger RNA of Thalassophryne amazonica, 3664 nucleotides long. It is a transcript of the gene sfmbt2, whose product is annotated as Scm like with four mbt domains 2. Gene Ontology annotation, molecular function: histone binding; transcription corepressor activity. The record is from RefSeq and is a predicted model, not a curated record. Gene Ontology annotation, cellular component: nucleus. NCBI's taxonomy places the organism in Eukaryota, Metazoa, Chordata, Actinopteri, Batrachoidiformes, Batrachoididae. Gene Ontology annotation, biological process: regulation of DNA-templated transcription.